Molecule: messenger RNA, 1098 nt
Organism: Aspergillus glaucus CBS 516.65
Lineage: Eukaryota; Fungi; Ascomycota; Eurotiomycetes; Eurotiales; Aspergillaceae
Exons: 2
Coding region: 1-1098 (365 amino acids)
Molecular function (GO): protein binding
Source: RefSeq, a predicted model, not a curated record
AUGGAGCAGGAGCAGGAGCAGGAGCAGGAGCAAGAGCCUCUCUGUCCAAUAUGCGGCGUUAGAGCCCAUUCCAUUGCCCCUCGAUACUGGACCAACGCACGUAUUCCAGAGUGGUUGCAGUCAAUCCGGGCCGUGUAUAAAAAACCUGAUGACUGUGCUGGUCUCACUGGAGUUGGAUAUCUCAACUCCCAAGAUGAGCUCGUUGCGCCUGAAGACCGAGAAAAGCACAUUGCACGCGAAGACCGAGACAAAAUCCCUCAUGAGGUAGUUUUGUACGUCGGGCCCUCGAGUACGUACGAGACUCCGUCCACUGAAUUUGGCCCGCAACUUCCUGCAUUCUUGGUCCACGACGAGUGUUGGGAGGUUUUUCUCCAGCGGAUAUCGUAUGGGCGUGAUGUUAAGGAGUAUCUCACCGAUUUGAUACAGAUAUUUUAUCGCGUCAGUUACUACAAGGAAGCCUUUGCUUGCCACAGACAUGACUUUGGGGACUUUCAUAGAUUCUGGUCAGGCGAUCCCAAGGAUUCCGAAGAGAUGAUGGAGUUGAGUGGACUCGGUUACGUUGAAAUCACUCCCGUGGAGUAUGACAGUAUGGAGGACCUCUUGGCCGAUCUUAAAAUCGCGUGUAGAUUCAUGCCGGACGAUUGGCCUGCCAUAAGUGACGCUGGUAGUGAUAUUUCCACUGCUGGUGGCCCGAUAUCUUCCACAUAUCGUCUACCGGAAAAUGGCAAUACGGACCCGUUCGCCAAGUUGCCCCCGGAGGUGAUUUAUACACUCCUGAGCUGGACAGACUCGGAUUGUAUCUGGCAACUGUCUCUGGCGUCUAGAGCAAUCGCAUCGAGAGCCCAGACAGAUUUGUACCCGCCGUCCUUCUGGUACAGUAGGUUUAUGCCUGACUUUGAAAUGGGGUUUGCACUGCCAAGAGACACGGAGGGAUCUCAAGAUUGGUACAGUCUUUACUUGAUGAUCAAGUGGGUGAUUUACGAGCGUUCGCACGAUAAUCUCAGAAAUAGGGAGAGGAUUUGGAAUUUCUUUUGGAACGAGAAGAGACUGUAUCAAAAGGUUUUCAAGGAUCGGAGGGAUAUCCCCACAUCUGCUUGA